AUCUCUGAUCCAUCACCUCUCACUCUCCUUAAAAGCAUAUCUUCUUUUCACAGAAACCCCUGAUCUAGAGAUGGGGAGUGGACCUAACAUGUAUUUAGGUCACGAAUUUACCUCCUUCAUCCCAGAAACACAGUGUGAGAAGAAAACCCUCUCCAUGGAUGGUGUGACCGUCUUCAAAGCAGGUGAUUCGCCCUUUGCUGGGGACGAUGAAGUUCCUACCCUCGAAGAUCAUUUAGAGGAUGAUGAGGACAAUGAUGAGGGGUUGGUUGUUUCAGAUUCUGAAGAAGGGGAUGAUGAUGACGCAUUCAUUAUUCUAUAUUCUAAAGAAUGGGAUGAUGAUGAUGAUGCAUUCAUUGUUCCAGACUCUGAAGAAGGAGAGGAUGAUGACGGUUACGGCAUUAUCAAUUUGAAGACAAAGAGAAGAAGGCAUGACGACGAGGAGCAGUGCAGUGAAGAAAAUGGCUACCAGAUUCCAAUAAUAAAGACCAUGAAUUUAGUGAAAACCACCACAGGGCAAAUCUACAAAAGGUUGUGUGAUGAAGAGAUUUUGGUUGGGAAAACAGGGCUUAAGGUCACUUGUUUUUGUAAUGUUUGUGUGGGUUCAACUACUGUUAAAGGUGUGGUUAGUGCUUCAAAGAUGGCUGAACUGAAGGCUUCUGCAUUUGGUAUUUUCUUCAAACUUGGGAAGAUAAAGUGGGUUAAUGGUCAAUUGUUGAUUUUAUUAGCUUUAAAUCAUGUGGAGCCCGUUAAGAAGAGUGGAGAGAUUUGGGCGUUUGAGACUUUCCCUUCUUUGAAAGAAAAUGGAAUAUGCGUUGUGGGAGAGAACAGGAGCGGAUUGUGGCCAAGGGCAUUACGAUGGGAGACGGGGGUGCGCCCAAUGCAUGACCGCCUGGAGGUUUCAAUUUUCGGCACGGAAGAGGAAAGUGUUCAAUGGAAUGAGAUGGUUGCCACGACAUCGGAGAAAGUUAUAGAGAACAUUGCAAUGUUAUUCUCAGUUGGAGAUUCAAGGAAAGGUAAGGGUAACAAUGGCGGUGGUGAGCACGUCGAUGAAGUGUAUGGGGCUGGUCGAAGAAAAAUUAAAGGAAAGCUGCAUUGGGGAUGUGAGGGCUCAAUGAAUCAUGAGGAGAUUAAUGUUCAGCGAAAGGAGAAAAGAAAGGUUGUGAUUCGGAAGAGGGCACAUGUGAAGAAGAUGCAGAAGAAGACAGAGAGGUCAGGCAGCGGUACUCCAAUAGGGACACCAAAGAAAGCGAAAAAUGUUUUGGGAGACGCUCGUGAGAAUGAACCUUCCUUGAGAGAUAUAAUGACAGCAUUGGUGCUUAUGGAAAAGCGAAACUUGAAGAUGCGCAUGGAAGUUACUAAGUUGGGAAUUGCAGUAAAUGCCCAUACCCGUCUUCUGAAUGGGUAUAUAUCGAGGAAGAGAAUUGGUAAGCGAUGGCAUACGAGUAAAAAGCGCACAACAGAGGAUAACAACAUGCCUAGCUUUGAUUUAGGAUUUGAGAGUCAGGAGAAGAAUGAUGCCACAGAACAUGAUGUGGCCGAUGAUGUUUGGGAGGAGGAUCUCAAUGUGGAAGCUGAGAUUGGAACCCAACCGGGUUCGUGUGAACAUGAUGUGGUCGAUGAUGUUUGGGAGGAGGAUCUCAAUGUGGAAGCUGAGAUUGGAACCCAACCGGGUUCGUGUGGUAAUGACCUUCACGAUACGUUGAAGGACAUUAGUACACAAGAAGUUGAGGGUAGAUGGUUGAAGACAUUACAUAGAUUGGGGCUGGGGAAACAGUCUGAGAAAAAUGUGGACAAUCAGGAGUGCGAAAAGGGCUCGAUGAAUAUGGUUAAAGACGGCAUGCAGUCGGGCGAAGUGGGCAAGGACGUGGCUGUUGAGGAUGUUCUAUGUAAUGGUGUGGAUGAACCCAAAGAAGCAUCACCAAUGAAUGUAGAAGUGUUUGCUUCUGCUAUGAAUGGUCAGGAAAAUGAAAUUGAAGUAGAUGUUUCAGGAUUCACUGACAAUGUCGAGACCGCAUCGCAAGCAUUGCAGGAGUUACCCGCGAAUGGAAUUUUUUUCCCUACCGAGGAGAACCUGGAUGAGAAUGAAAAGAAUCCAAAGGAUGAGGCUGAGAACGGAGAGUGCUCGUGUAGUGCGAUUUGGGGGGAUGAAGAUGAGUUCAUGGGUCCAUUCCCAUCAAACCCGAACGAGAUGCCUGCUCAGGAGGAGAUAAUGAAUGUUGAGAAGUUCAUGUAUCAAGGACUUUUAAAGAAUCACCUUAGGGUAUCGGGGCGCAAGUACUGGGCCCAGGUGGAUGUGCUUGACCCAAGUGAGUAUAAGGUUCACUAUGGCGAGGAAGACACGCUAACAAAGACCUGGUACUACAACAUUUUUUUCCCCUGGGGAUGGCUUUUAGAUACGCACCUAGAUGUCAUAUUCUACUACCUUAGAAUGAAGGGAGUAGAGUUUGGGUUGGAGCAGCGAUACACGACAACAGACACCCCAUUUCUUGCAUUGUUGAAGACAUUAUGUGGGAGGUAUAUGAAGAAGGAACUAACCAUUGAGCAAACAAUGCGUAAUAAGACAGUAAGAAGCACGAUCAUGGGAGGGAAGAUGGAAUAUGGUCGACCGUGGCAGAGUGUAGAUUUUGUAUACAUGCCGCUGAAUAUGGGGAACCACUGGACAUUGUUGGUGUUGGACAUUAAGCAGAAGUUAAUUAGGACAUAUGACUCGAGCAUCAAGAGAAAUGAUUCAAAAAGGAAGUUGCACCCGUUUCUGCCAUGCCUCCAAAUGUUCCUUCCCAAGAUAAUGGAUAAGUUGGGCGUGUAUGAUGGACGGGAGGAAGGUCCAGUAGGAGAUGAUGUCCUAGCGGUUGAAGUUGGAUCGUCAAGUUGUGGGAUGUUCGUGGUGAAGAUGGCUGAAUUUCUGAUGAUGGGGUGUGAUGCGGGGGAUAUGGAUGAUCAUGAAAUCGCUGAAUACAGGAAGAAAAUGACAGUGGAGUUGUUGGCAUACUCUGCCGUCUAGGUGUAGAGACUUUUUAAAACUUGAGCAUAAUGCCCUCAUUCAAAGACAUGUUUUGUGGCUAAUAUGCAUGUAUUAUUGAGACAUCUGUUUUUUGAAUUAGAUAUUCCAAUUAGGUGGUUGUUUUUUGAUAGAUUUGUUGAUGGUAUUUGGCAAGUUAUGGACGUGCAGGGUUGGAAAAAUAUUGAGAUUUGGUUUUUUUAUUGAAGUACUUUGCAUAUUUGGGCGAAAGUAUUGUUGUGG
This is a messenger RNA of Cuscuta campestris, 3241 nucleotides long. NCBI's taxonomy places the organism in Eukaryota, Viridiplantae, Streptophyta, Magnoliopsida, Solanales, Convolvulaceae. The record is from the annotation of a GenBank genome assembly.